ACUGUCCCGCCUCCCACCGACUCCCGGCGGUGCCGGGGUCCGGUGGCUCGGCGCCUAUAAAGCUGGUGGUGGGGGGAAGGUUUCGCGUACGGUCUCUUCGCGUCUGGCGUCCUCUCCUUAGCUGCUGCCUGGUCACGUUUGGGUGAGUGUCCCGCCUGGGGGAGGAGAGCUGGUCUGCCGAGCGGCCGCCCACGGGGUGAGGGCCGGCGGAGGCGGUGUCCUUGACUAGGCCGGAAGGAGCUUGGGCUCCGGGUCAGGGCGGAGGUGUGGACCUGACCUGGGAGGACCGGGCGUCGUGAGCGGGGCUCGUUAGGUCUUCUCUGUCAGGGAGCUGGGGCCGACCGUGGUGGGUCUGAGGAGGGGCCCAGGACACUCGUGUGGACGGGCGAUUCGCGGAGCAAAGAAGGCAAAAGGGCGUUGAGGACCAGGUGUUGAAGUGACAUGGCCAGUUAGGGAGGUGGCUGUGACUGCCGUGAGGGGAUUAGGAAGGGGGGCCGUCAGGAGAAGAAGAGCUGGGCUGCCGGGGCGUUUCCGGAUCUCUGGGUCUAGCCUGGUCGCAGAAGGAUUGGAAAUACCAGGCUUAGAUGGAUUUGUAUGUGGCCGGGGGUGUGUCCUCACGAUGCCACAUAUAGAGAGUUGAUGGAAGUCGACAGCAUUUUUCUUCUUUGCUCUCAGGUGCAAAAAAACCGUGGUUUAGACCUGGGUGGUACUGGGGCGCUUGACAGCUUCGGUCUGUGCAUGCUUUAAAUCUCACAGAUUGCUCCCUCCCACUUUCCCACCUCCCUAUUUUUUAUGUCCCGCCUUUUUUAAAAUAGGUUUCCUCCAGUGUUCUGAAAUCCUGCGUCUCCCUCCUGCUAAUUAACCUUCAGAACCAGCCUGACGUGAGAUCCACAGGGUCCUCACGCACACAAUAGGUUUGGGGUUACGUCGAGGACAUUUCAAAGCCAGUGCCUGAAGGAGGAAACAGACCUGGAGACUGCAGUUCUUUAUCCCUCACACAGCUCUCUUAGCAUGCCUGGGUCACUUCCUUUGAAUGCGGAAGCCUGCUGGCCAAAAGAUGUGGGAAUUGUUGCCCUUGAGAUCUAUUUUCCUUCUCAAUAUGUUGAUCAAGCAGAGUUAGAAAAAUAUGAUGGUGUAGAUGCUGGGAAGUAUACCAUUGGCUUGGGCCAGGCCAAGAUGGGCUUCUGCACAGACAGAGAAGACAUCAACUCUCUUUGCUUAACUGUGGUUCAGAAUCUUAUGGCCAGAAAUAACCUGUCCUAUGAUUGCAUUGGACGAUUGGAAGUUGGAACAGAGACAAUCAUCGACAAAUCAAAGUCAGUGAAGACUAAUUUGAUGCAGCUAUUUGAGGAGUCUGGGAACACAGAUAUAGAAGGAAUAGAUACAACUAAUGCAUGCUAUGGAGGCACAGCUGCUGUCUUUAAUGCUGUUAACUGGAUCGAGUCCAGCUCCUGGGAUGGACGGUACGCCCUGGUGGUUACUGGAGAUAUUGCUGUGUAUGCGACGGGGAAUGCCAGACCAACAGGAGGAGCUGGAGCUGUUGCUCUGCUAAUUGGCCCAAAUGCUCCUUUAAUUUUUGAGCGAGGGCUUCGUGGGACCCAUAUGCAGCAUGCCUAUGACUUCUAUAAGCCUGAUAUGCUCUCUGAGUAUCCUAUAGUGGAUGGAAAACUCUCCAUACAGUGCUACCUCAGUGCAUUAGACCGCUGCUAUUCUGUCUAUCGCAAAAAGAUCCGUGCCCAGUGGCAGAAGGAGGGAAAUGAUAGAGAUUUCACUUUGAAUGACUUCGGCUUUGUCAUCUUUCACUCACCGUAUUGUAAACUGGUUCAGAAAUCUCUAGCUCGGAUGUUGCUGAAUGACUUUCUUAAUGACCAAAACAGAGAUAAAAAUAGUAUCUAUAGUGGCCUGGAAGCCUUUGGGGAUGUUAAAUUAGAAGAUACCUACUUUGAUAGAGAUGUGGAAAAGGCAUUUAUGAAGGCUAGUUCUGAACUCUUUAAUCAGAAAACAAAGGCAUCUUUGCUUGUGUCAAAUCAAAAUGGAAAUAUGUACACAUCUUCAGUAUAUGGUUCCCUUGCUUCUGUUCUAACACAGUAUUCCCCUCAGCAGCUGGCAGGAAAGAGGAUUGGUGUCUUCUCUUACGGUUCUGGUUUGGCUGCCACCUUGUACUCCCUUAGAGUUACACAAGAUGCUACACCUGGGUCUGCUCUAGAUAAAAUAACAGCAAGUUUAUGUGACCUCAAAUCAAGGCUUGACUCAAGAACUUGUGUGGCACCAGAUGUCUUUGCUGAAAAUAUGAAGCUCAGAGAGGACACUCACCACUUGGUCAACUAUAUUCCCCAGGGUUCAAUUGAUUCACUUUUUGAAGGAACAUGGUACUUGGUUAGAGUGGAUGAAAUGCACCGAAGAACUUACGCUCGGCGCCCAUCUCUGAAUGAUGACUCUUUGGAGGAAGGAGUAGGACUUGUACAUUCAAACAAAGCAACUGAGCAUAUUCCAAGUCCUGCUAAGAAAGUGCCAAGACUCCCUGCAACAGCAGCAGAACCAGAAGCAGCUGUCAUUAGUAACGGGGAGCAUUAAGACACUUUUGUGAGGUGUUAAGACUUCAGUGUGGGUUGGGGUAGUUGGGGUAUGGGAGUGGUUGGGGGGAAUGGGGACAAUUUUAAAGGAUUACACGUUGCCUAAAUUUUUAUGUAACUGACAUGGAGCCUGGAAAACUCUCGUGUUCUUCGGAAAGUCUUAGCUAAAGUGCUUCCUGUUGUGGUUUAGCUGAUGCUACAUGUACUGAAAUGACGUGAAGGGCUCUGUAAAACUUCAUACCUCUCUGACUCUUUGUAGCAUGAAGUUUAGCUUUUAAAUGUGGUGUAAUGAAUCAUGUGCUUCUGACAGAAGAAAACAGAGGUACUAGUCUCCACUUGUUUUUUUUAAAAACACGUAAGAAUUUUGUAAUACUUUGAACAAGUAAGAUUACUGAAAAUGUUCAUAGCUUGGGGAAUGUGGUCUUAAAAUGUCAUAUGCACAAACCCUGUUUGGAAUAUGCUCUUUUUCUAAAAUUCGUAAAUGUUAAGGGGAGAGGAAAGAGUUAGGACGGUCACACUGGUUCUGGAAACUGAAAUGUUGGUUGGUUUAAUCCAGGCCAGCGCUGACUGAAUGUUAUUGUAAUGACCUCAGUGAACAGACAGAUGCCAGCCCUGAGAGACUUCUCGUAUAGAAAAGACGAUACAUUUGGAAGUUCUAGGUCAGCUCCCAAAUCAAGUUCAAGGUGACCUAUGCUGAACAACAUUGAGAUGUUACUGGAGCUACAUAUGAGGAAGUUUGCUGUUGCAAUCCUUCUUUGCACCUUGUUUUGAAGGACAAAUGAAUCCUUUCUCUUGCUGCCUUUUUUCAUUUAAAGCAAAAAGGUGUAGGAUAGGGGCAGGGCAUUAUGAAGUUACUUCUGAUGCUUCAAUGUUAUAAAUUCAUCUUAAAGACUGACACCCUAAAUUCAUGAUGUCGGCAUUCCUUUUUCAUUUUGUUCGUAUCUGUGCAAUGAAAAUACGGUUACAACCCAAAUUUUUAUAUAGCCUGCCUAGCCAAAAAGAAUAUUCCACUUCAGGGUCUAGAAGUAGAAUCUGUAAAGCAUUUUGUCAGACUUUCACCUUAAAAAAAAAAAUAUCACAUGGGAUGGAUAAGAACACUGGUUAGACAGUUACGUAGAUCUUUUUGGUGCUGAACAUGACAUGAGCCUUAUAGAUUGUAAAAUAGAGGUAGUUGGAACUAAUGUACAGAACUAAAUUUUUAAAACUUUAUUUGCUGUUAGAUUCUGUGAAGUUUCAUUUACCUAAAAUAACUUACACAAAUAUGAAAUGUAAUGUUUCAAAUUGCAAGGUAAUAUGUAUUGUAUUGUAGUGUUUGUAAAAUACUCUUGUCUAAUAAUAACUAGUAGUAUUUUGAUUUGUACAGUCAUAAUUUGUUAAAAUGACUUCAUUUUAACAUCCACUGAUGUAGAUUAAUAAUGUAAGUUCAGAUUUAAAGAUAAUGGGAAGACGGUGCAUGUAAUACUUUCACAAGUAUUGGGAGUUCGGUCUGUUUUGAAAAAAGUAAUUUAACUUUUGGGGGCCAGGAAAUGGGUUUUCUCAAAGUCCAUUGCCGGCAAUGGGCAGGCCUAGUAAUACUUGGCUUAGAGCAUUAACUGCACACCUUAUUAACAGAGAGGUGAAUAACUUUGAAAUAAAGCUUUAGAGAAAUAUUUCAGAUCCUUGAGUAGUCUUUUUUAACCCUGAACUAACAAUUUAGUUAAGAAAAGAGCUAAUAUGCUUGUUUUUUUGUUUUCUUUUGUUUGUUUUUUAAAUAAGAGCCUUCAUUUUAUUUCUUUCAUUCAUCAUUCAAUAAAUAUUUGAGAACGUAAUAUGAGCGAGGCACUGUGCUUAAGCCAGAAAUAAAAAGAUGUGCAGGAUA
This is a messenger RNA of Loxodonta africana (African savanna elephant), 4431 nucleotides long. RefSeq names its product 3-hydroxy-3-methylglutaryl-CoA synthase 1 (gene HMGCS1). Lineage: Eukaryota; Metazoa; Chordata; Mammalia; Proboscidea; Elephantidae. The record is from RefSeq and is a predicted model, not a curated record. Gene Ontology annotation, biological process: acetyl-CoA metabolic process. Bases 1012 to 2574 code for a protein of 520 amino acids. The transcript is spliced from 11 exons. Gene Ontology annotation, molecular function: hydroxymethylglutaryl-CoA synthase activity.